AUGGCCUCAACUUAUAUGGGCGGAACCUCCGUCCAGCCAGCACCACUACCUGGAUUGGGACCAAAUGUGACAGCAAACAAUCAGACUACUACUUCGACUCAUGACCCUCAAACACCCGUGAAUCCCAGUUCAGACACAACUCCUACCAACUAUUCUCAAGACCACAUGGCUUCCAAGGACGAAACACCAGCCAAGUCCACCACAGAAGAUGAAGAAGACUCAGAGCUCGAGCGCAGACACAGUAUUGUCCGCGACUUGGCACGCCAGUACACCAACCAGAGUCAGAUGUCUGCUAUCAGCGGCAACCCCUUUACAGCAGAUGAAAACAGUCCACUAAAUCCCAGAAGCGACAAGUUUAGAGCUUUGGCUUGGGCAAAGGCCAUUUCGAAAUUGCAUAGUGAGACUGGAUUUACCAACCGCAAAGCAGGUGUUUGUUAUCAGAACUUGAACGUUUUUGGAUAUGGUCAGCCUACAGAUUAUCAGAAGAAUGUGGCUAAUAUUUGGCUUGACGUUGCUUCACUUCCGCGGCAGCUGAUGGGGUGUGGAAAGACUAGGAUUGACAUCAUUCGAGACUUUGAUGGUGUGGUCAAGAGCGGAGAGAUGUUGGUGGUAUUGGGACCUCCUGGAUCUGGUUGUUCAACAUAUCUCAAGACCAUUUCCGGUGAGACGAGUGGUAUUUACAUCAACGAUGAUGCAUACUUCAACUACAGGGGCAUAACCGCCCACGAGAUGCACACCCGCCAUCGCGGAGAAGCAAUCUACACCGCAGAAGUAGACGUCCACUUCCCCCACCUCACAGUCGGCGACACCCUCGACUUCGCCGCCCACGCCCGCGCCCCACGCUCUAUCCCCGGCGGCAUCGACCGCGAGACCUUCAUCUCACACUCGCGCGACGUGGUAAUGGCCAUGUUCGGCAUAAGCCACACGGUAAACACAAAAGUCGGGAACGAGUACGUCCGCGGCGUGUCCGGCGGCGAGCGCAAACGUGUCACCAUCGCCGAAGCGUCUCUCAGCGGCGCACCGCUGCAGUGCUGGGAUAAUAGCACGAGAGGUCUGGAUUCGGCGAAUGCGGUGGAGUUUUGUAAGACGUUGAGGUUGCAGACGCAGAUGUCUGACACGGCGGCUAUGGUGUCGAUAUAUCAGGCCCCACAGGCUGCUUAUGAUAUUUUUGACAAGGUUGUUGUGUUGUAUGAGGGAAGGCAGAUUUUCUUUGGUGGGACGAAAGCAGCGAAGCGGUAUUUUGAAGAUUUGGGGUUUGAGUGUCCAGCCAGACAGACGGUGCCUGAUUUCUUGACGUCGAUGACAAGUCCGCAAGAGCGAAUUAUUCGAAAAGGGUUUGAAGACCGCGCACCGAGAACACCAGAUGAAUUCGCAGCAGCGUGGAAAGCCUCCCAAGCCAAUAUUCUUCUACAGCAAGAAAUCGAAGAGUAUAAACGCGAUUUUCCGAUAAAUGGGCCUGAAGCAGAAGAGUUUAGAGCGAAUCGACGCGCAGCGCAAGCUAAGAACCAACGAAAAAAGAGUCCGUACACGUUGAGCUACUGGCAACAGACGAAGCUUGCUCUUGAGAUUCUUACGUUGUACGCCCAACGACCUAUCGUCGAGAAGCACGAUCGUUACGCUCUGUAUCAUCCAUCGUCUGAAGCAGUGGCUUCUAUGCUCUGCGACAUGCCAUACAAGAUCCUCAACGCCUUCACGUACAAUCUGACACUCUACUUCAUGACCAACCUCCGCAGAGAACCCGGUCCAUUUUUCUUCUUCCUUUUCAUCACAUUUCUCGUCACGCUCUGCAUGUCCAUGAUUUUCAGAACAAUUGCUUCUGCGUCUCGGACACUCUCUCAAGCAAUGGUCCCUGCUGCUCUCCUCAUCCUCGCACUAGUUACCUUCACGGGCUUCGUUAUCCAGAUCGACUAUAUGCUCGGUUGGUGCCGAUGGAUCAACUACGUCAAUCCGCUGGCGUAUGCAUUCGAAUCACUUAUGGUGAACGAAUUUCAUAACCACAAGUUUGAGUGUAACUUAUUCAUUCCUACGUAUCCGGAUGCAGCGCCUGAGAAUCGCGUUUGUUCAACUGUUGGUGCUGUACAGGGUGAGCCUAUGGUUUCAGGGGACAGAUAUAUCAACCUCUCGUUUUCAUACUAUCAUGCGCACAAGUGGCGAAAUGUCGGUAUUGUUAUUGCUUUUACGCUUCUUUUCCUUGCAACGUACAUGUUUUUUGCGGAAGCCGUCAGCGCGAAAAAAUCAAAGGGAGAAGUACUUGUUUUCCGUCGUGGUCACAGACUUGCAAAGAACAUAGUCGAUGCUGAAUCUAGGCCAGCUGGUCGCGUGGCCAUCACAGAGAAAGAAGGCUAUGGAGAGGGACAGCCGUCAAACUUCAAGUCAACGAGUGUCUUUCACUGGAACAACGUUUGCUAUGAUAUCAAGAUCAAGAGUGAAAACAGGCGUAUUCUUGAUAACGUAGCAGGAUGGGUGAAGCCCGGUACAAUGACAGCCCUAAUGGGCGUCUCGGGAGCCGGCAAAACAACACUCCUCGACUGCCUCGCCGACCGCACAAGCAUGGGCGUCAUCCACGGCGACAUCCUCGUCGACGACAAACUCCGCGACGCCUCCUUCCAGCGCAAAACAGGCUACGUCCAGCAACAAGAUCUACACCUAUCCACAACAACAGUCCGCGAAGCCCUCAACUUCUCCGCCAUAAUGCGUCAGCCAAAACACAUUCCAGUCAAGCAAAAGAUCGCAUACGUUGAUGAAGUCAUCAAAAUGCUUGAUAUGCAGGACUAUUCCGAAGCAGUCGUUGGUGUUUUGGGCGAGGGCUUAAACGUGGAACAACGGAAACGCUUAACGAUUGGUGUUGAACUCGCUGCCAAACCGCCGGUUUUAUUGUUUGUUGAUGAGCCUACCUCUGGAUUGGACUCGCAGACUUCAUGGGCUAUCCUGGACCUGUUGGAAAAGCUGGCUCGUAGUGGACAAGCUAUCCUCUGCACCAUCCACCAACCAUCAGCCAUGCUCUUCCAGCGCUUCGAUCGUCUACUCUUCCUAGCCAGCGGAGGCAAAACAGUGUAUUUCGGAGACAUCGGCGAUCAUUCACGCACAAUGACUCGCUAUUUCGAAUCUCACGGCGCAGAACCGUGUCCGCCUGAAGCAAACCCCGCAGAAUGGAUGCUCGAAGUAAUCGGCGCAGCACCCGGUUCUGAAACGAGUCUCGACUGGCCGCAGAUCUGGAAAGAUUCCUCCGAGUUUGCAGAAGUUCAGAAACACUUGCUGGAAUUGUCUCAUCAUCAGGUUGAGAAGAGUCAGGAUGAAGAUCCGCAUUUGUAUGAUGAGUUUGCUGCUACGUUUACGACGCAAUUGAAGUAUGUCACGACGAGGGUUUUUGAGCAGUAUUGGAGAACGCCUUCGUAUAUCUACUCGAAAGCCGCGCUGUGUACGCUCGUGGCGUUGUUUAUUGGGUUCUCGUUUUAUCAGGCGCCUAAUACGGCGCUUGGACUGCAGAAUCAGAUGUUUGCGAUCUUUCAGGUGCUGACUGUCUUUGGACAGCUCACGCAGCAACAGAUGCCGCACUUUGUCAUCCAACGAGAUCUAUAUGAAGUCAGAGAACGACCCUCCAAAACGUACAGCUGGCAAGUCUUCAUCCUAAGUCAAAUCAUCGUCGAAAUCCCCUGGAACACCCUCAUGGCCGCGAUCAUGUACUUUUGCUGGUACUACCCCAUCGGUCUAUACCGCAACGCCGAACCCACCGACGCCGUAGCUGAGCGCGGCGCCCUCAUGUUCUUGCUCUUCCUCGUUUUUAUGCUCUUCACCUGCACCUUCACCGAUUUCAUUAUCGCGGGGUGCAGCUCAGCUGAAACAGGAGGAAACAUCGCCAACCUGCUCUUCAUGAUGUGUCUCAUCUUCUGCGGUGUUCUCGCAACACCAGACAGUUUCCCCAAGUUUUGGAUCUGGAUGUAUCGCGUCAGUCCGUUUACAUACCUUAUAUCAGCCAUCUUGUCCACUGCGGUGGCGAAUACAGAAGUUGUCUGUGCGCAGAACGAAUAUGUGGUUUUUCCACCGCCAAAGGGUCAGACGUGCGGGGAGUAUAUGCAGGCUUAUAUCAAGAAGGCGGGAGGAUAUCUUGUGAAUGAGAGCAGUAAUAGUACAUGCACGUAUUGUACUAUCGGAGACAGUAAUGUGUUCUUGGCCGGGGUUCGGUCGCAUUAUGAUGAGCGGUGGAGGAAUUUCGGGUUGAUGUGGGUUUACAUCAUCUUUAAUGUCUUUGCGGCUUUGGCGUUGUAUUGGCUUGUUAGAGUCCCGAAGAAUAAGAAGGGGGAGAAGGAGAAGAAGGAGUGA
Fusarium tjaetaba is the source of this 4320-nucleotide messenger RNA. Its product is annotated as ATPase. The transcript is spliced from 6 exons. Gene Ontology annotation, cellular component: membrane. Gene Ontology annotation, molecular function: ABC-type transporter activity; ATP hydrolysis activity; ATP binding. Gene Ontology annotation, biological process: transmembrane transport. The record is from RefSeq and is a predicted model, not a curated record. Lineage: Eukaryota; Fungi; Ascomycota; Sordariomycetes; Hypocreales; Nectriaceae. The coding region runs from base 1 to 4320 and encodes 1439 amino acids.